Messenger RNA from Zophobas morio, 2016 nucleotides. RefSeq names its product cytochrome P450 4d2-like. Lineage: Eukaryota; Metazoa; Arthropoda; Insecta; Coleoptera; Tenebrionidae. The record is from RefSeq and is a predicted model, not a curated record. The transcript has 8 exons. Gene Ontology annotation, molecular function: monooxygenase activity; iron ion binding; heme binding. The coding region runs from base 237 to 1745 and encodes 502 amino acids.
UCGAUAGUGCAAAUAGUACAAUUAACUACCACAUGGUGGCGGUCAUCUUAAGCUCCCACAACCUACUACGAUACCAGUUUUUAAGCGCCCGUUUUAUGAAAAUUUAUGAAUGGAGUUGAAACACCUUACUUAAACCACCGUGACCAUGACAAUCAUUUUUCGAGCAGUCGCGCUCCACAUAUUUUUCGCUCGUCGCUAAACUGCAUCAUUCGGUGAAUACAUAAAUCAAUUUAAAGAUGAGUCCGUUAACUCAAUAUUUAUUAGCUUUUUUGGCCAUUGUUAUCGUUCCCAUUUACAUUUAUUAUACGAGAUAUUCCAAACUACUGAAAUUUGUUCGACAAUUUCCCAAUCCUCCGGUGAUUCCGUUACUCGGGAACGCUCUGGAUUUCAAAACUCCUGGCGAAUUUCUGAAGAAACUGCACGUGUAUACGAAGACGUAUGGACCUGUUUUUCAUUUGCAAUUUGGCCUGAGACACAGCCUCGUCAUCUCAGACUACAAAUUUCUUGAAUUUUUGUUAAGCCACAACAGUUUGUUAAGAAAGAAUGCGAACAUAAAAUUUUUGAAACCCUGGAUCGGAGAUGGACUCAUUACUGCUGAUGGUGGACCCAGGUGGAGAAUGCACCGAAAGCUAAUAACUCCUGCCUUCCAUUUCAAAAUUUUAGAACAAUUCGUUGAUGUGUUUGAAGCUGAUGGAGAUAUUUUAAUCGAAAAGUUAUCCAAGGAAAGUGGAAAUAAGUCAGUGGAUAUUUACCCUUACGUUACCAGAUGUGCCCUUGACGCGAUUUGCGAAACUGCUAUGGGAACAAAAAUUAAUGUACAAACAAAUCAAACCUCCUCUUAUUUUGAAAGUGCCAGACAUAUGUGUCGGCUGUUUGUAACUCGUUCAACUUCUAUACUGGGACGUUACGACUUUUUCUUCCGAUUUACUAACGACUACAAAGUUCAAGAAAAGUCGGUGAAGAUUUUGCAUGAUUAUACUAAAGAGGUAAUUCAGAACAAAAGAAGAGAACUUACUAACAAACACAGCGAUAAUAAUACUGUGGACAACACUGACGAGUUGGGUAGAAAAAGGAAGAAGGCAUUUUUAGACUUGAUUUUGGAAGCUAAAGUUGAUAAUCAAACUCUCACAGAUGAAGAAAUAAGAGAAGAAGUUGACACUUUUAUGUUUGCGGGACACGACACAACGGCUACCUCGUCAAGUUUCAUAUUGUAUUGUAUAGCCAACAACAAAGAAGUUCAGGAGAAAAUUCUUGAAGAACAACGAGACAUUUUUGGCGAAGAGAAAAAUCCAAAAGUAACUUAUGCAAACUUGCAAGAGAUGAAGUAUUUAGAAAAUGUUGUUAAGGAAGGUUUGCGAUUGUACACUCCUGUGCCAAUUUCUGGUAGACUUAUAGAGCAAGACGUAGAAUAUAAUGGUCAAAUUAUUCCCAAAGGAAUGAACGUGGGCAUUUUUUUCCAUGGAAUCCACAUGAACCCGGAAUAUUAUCCCAAUCCUGAAAAAUUUGAUCCCAGUAGAUUUGAGGUGGUAGGUAAUAAAUUACCCUUCGCUUUUAUACCAUUCAGUGCAGGACCACGAAAUUGUAUUGGACAAAAAUACGCUAUGGUAGAAAUUAAAAGCAUUGUAUCAAAAGUGCUGAGAAAUUUUGAAUUAAGUCCAGCUUUUCCUCGGCAUGAUCUUGACCUGACACCAGAAACUGUUUUGAAGUCGUUGAAUGGGGUUCGAAUUGGACUAAAAUUAAGAUAAAAGCUGUCUCCUGGGGUGCUAAAUGUUAGAUUGCAAGUGUAAGAAUAAUAGUUAUUUAUACUGGUGUGAUCUGUAAUACUACUUUGAGAAGAUAUGGCCUAUCAAAUCAUUUUUGGCAUCCAUUCCAGAUUAGGAUGUCCCCGCUAAUUUAUGUAUCAGCGUUUUCGUUUUUUACGGCGUGAAACUUCAUAUUAAUCUAAAAAUUAUUGGAUGUUUCUUUCCGUCUUGCAAUUUUUUGAUUAAUUAAAAUAAAGUUAUUCUAAGACAUAUA